Trichoplax adhaerens is the source of this 501-nucleotide messenger RNA. RefSeq lists its product as uncharacterized. The record is from RefSeq and is a predicted model, not a curated record. Bases 1 to 501 code for a protein of 166 amino acids. The transcript has a single exon. NCBI's taxonomy places the organism in Eukaryota, Metazoa, Placozoa, Uniplacotomia, Trichoplacea, Trichoplacidae.
AUGCAACUGAUGACAAAUAAAGAGGAUACAUUGUUUGCUAAAAUUGAUUAUAAAAAUGAAUCUGGAUUGGGUGACGUUAGGAUUAGUUUAUGUGGCGGCGAUACGCAGAAAAUAGAAGGUAAUUCAAAGUUUCAAGAUUCCUUGUUGGAUAAAGGUCCUUUUAUUAGACGAGAUAAUGUGACCGGUGCUGUAAUCGCGGAAAAAAGCUAUGUUAGCCAGAUUAGUAGCGUUAGACAUAAGCGAAUUAACAGCUACAGAAUUGCCAGCCAUGAAGAGUUAUGGAGUGAUUUACGAGAGGCAGCAAUAAUUAACGUCGUUGACAUUCUCGAAUAUCACGAUCUUGAAUGCGAGACAGGAAAAUUUAGAGAAGUUCACAAGAAGAAAGAAAUCAAUAUAGGAAUAAAAUUACAUCAGUUGCUUAGAUCCGAAAACUGUAUGUUGUUUAGUAAAAACUUGUAUAAACUGAUAUUUGAUAUCGUUCCGGCAUAUUUUACUCAAUAA